Messenger RNA from Notolabrus celidotus (New Zealand spotty), 1225 nucleotides. It is a transcript of the gene tnfsf11, whose product is annotated as TNF superfamily member 11. NCBI's taxonomy places the organism in Eukaryota, Metazoa, Chordata, Actinopteri, Labriformes, Labridae. Gene Ontology annotation, cellular component: membrane. The coding region runs from base 292 to 1101 and encodes 269 amino acids. The record is from RefSeq and is a predicted model, not a curated record. Gene Ontology annotation, biological process: immune response. The transcript is spliced from 4 exons. Gene Ontology annotation, molecular function: tumor necrosis factor receptor binding.
GAGCCCGUGGAGCCAUAAAGAGCUCGCUGUACCUGUCGUGCGCUCAGGUCGAUCCGGUUCAAGUAGGUUUUUGUGUUCCACUCUGGUUUCAGACUCUUCUCCCUCUCGCCUGUCUGAGCACGAGAGGAUCCUCCUGAUUGGCUGCAGCAAGGGAAACGCUUCUCCUUCAGCCCACCCACCUCUGAGUAUAGGGACUCUGUAGCUUCAGUCUGGUUCCUUCCUCGCAGUGAGUCUGUCCUGGACCUGGACCCGGGGCUGCACACUAUUACGCACACUCUCAGCGCGCGCACCAUGGCAGCUACCCACAGCGAGUACCGAGGCUACCUGAGGAACACCGUGGACAUGGAGGCCGGGCAGCACCGCUUCCACCCGGGGCAGAGCUCGGAGCCCACGUACCGACCCCUCCUGUUCGGGACUCUGGCUGUUAUGGGAUUGCUUCAGGUGGCUUCCAGUGUGGCGAUCUUAUUACACCUGACAGGGUAUCUCCAAGAGGUAGAUUUGUCCACAGCGCCGCAUCGACCCAUAGAGGAAGUGCAGACGGAGCCGGUGCUGAACGCUCUGAGAGACACGAGGAAAAACCGACGGUGCAAAUCAAAGGAGAGCCUGCCGUCGGCUCAUCUACCAAUCAAAACGCACCAAGAGUACGCAAAGAAAGAGGGCGAGAAGAAGGCCAUCACCAUCGACUGGGAAGAAGUUCACGCGUACCGCCACAAAAUGGACUACGAGAAGGGGAAGCUGCUGGUGAAGGAGUCCGGCUUCUACUACGUUUACGCCAAAACCUGCUUCCGCUACUACACGCUAACGCCGGAGGACAGCAGCAGCAGCCAGGCGGGCACGCCGGCGGUGGAUGUUAGCAACACGCAGCUCAUCCAGUACGUCUACCACGAGAGCAUCAAACAGAACAGCAAGGCGGUGCUGCUGAUGAAGGCAGGCAGCACCAUGCGCUGGAACAACAUGAGCUAUAACAUGUACUGCGCCCAGCAGGGCCGGGGCGUCCGGCUGGAGGACGGGGACGCUCUGUUUGUCAACGUGUCCAACGCGUGGAUGCUGGACCCGGAAGGAGAAGGGACGUACUUCGGGGCCAUUAAGUUGGGCAACUGAGAGCGUAACACACAGGGAGCGGACGUGCUACUGAACAUUUAAUAUGCCAAAGAACCACUGAUUUAUGAUGUCCACUUGUCAAAGUGUUUUUAUUGUACACGUUGUUUUUGUUUGUUCUUCACCA